Messenger RNA from Oryctolagus cuniculus (rabbit), 18238 nucleotides. The record is from RefSeq and is a predicted model, not a curated record. Lineage: Eukaryota; Metazoa; Chordata; Mammalia; Lagomorpha; Leporidae.
AGGCGGUCGUCAGGGGCGUGGCGGCAGUUGCCUGGGCGGGGCCGGUAGCGGCGGGAGCUGCUCUGGCCAGGGGUUCCGGCUGCAUUUCCAUGAGCGCAGCCGGCAGCCGCGGAGCUACAGGAAGCUGAGUAGGAGCGAGCUGGGCCGCUGUGGUCAACCACGCACAGUUUUUAGGUUAAUUGGACUAAGAGAUCUGACCUGACCAGCCCAACUGUACAGCUCUUCAAGGAAAAUUAAUAUUCUCAGUGAAAGGACGAAGUGACAUAGAGCAAGAUGAACGCCAUGCUGGAGACCCCGGAGCUGCCGGCCGUGUUUGAUGGGGUGAAGCUGGCCGCCGUGGCUGCUGUGCUGUACGUAAUUGUCCGGUGUUUGAACCUGAAGAGCCCCACGGCUCCUCCCGACCUCUACUUUCAAGACUCGGGGCUCUCCCGCUUUCUGCUGAAGUCCUGUCCUCUUCUGACCAAAGAAUACAUUCCACCGUUGAUCUGGGGGAAGAGCGGACACAUCCAGACGGCCUUGUAUGGAAAGAUGGGAAGGGUGAGGUCGCCACACCCGUAUGGGCACCGGAAGUUCAUCACCAUGUCUGACGGAGCCACUUCUACUUUCGACCUCUUUGAGCCCUUGGCUGAGCACUGUGUUGGAGAUGAUGUCACCAUGGUCAUCUGCCCUGGAAUCGCCAAUCACAGCGAGAAGCAGUACAUCCGUACCUUUGUUGACUAUGCCCAGAAAAAUGGCUAUCGGUGUGCCGUGCUGAACCAUCUGGGGGCCUUGCCCAACAUUGAACUGACCUCACCACGCAUGUUCACCUAUGGUGCAGUCUUUUGCUUCGGCCCCUUCUGGAAGACUACACCUCAAGACUGCGUUCAUGUUCCAGAGACACAGAAACGGCCUUCCUGCGGAGAGUUUGGCGUGGUGGCCUUCCUGUCACUGGACUGCACACAGGGAGGAGAAAGCAGAAGCUUAGAGAAACCCCAAGAAUCCUUCUUUGCUCUGUUCCAGCCUGCCCCAAGAUUCUGACACCUCAUACGCCGUGGAGCUCUUCAUUGGAGCAUGUGCUAAGCCCUGGCCCUAAGAACAAGGAGGUGAGCAGCCGAGAGCAACACCUACAGGAAGGGCCGGGCUGCCAGUGUCAGAGGAGUGGCAGUAGAUUCAACAGGACCCUCAGGUUUGUCCAUCCUCACCUGGUGAGUCUUCUUGAAAUGUUUGUGCGUAUCAUAUGCCGGUCCUGGACACAGGCAGGGGACACUUGGGCCUUCAGGAGCCAGGGGGAAGGAAGAAUAAAUUGUAUGUUAUAAAUUGAAUACUGUAUUUUAUAUGAUAACCUUUUAUUAUAUAUUAUAAAUUUCAUAUCAUAUGUUCUAAAUAGAUUUUAAAUUGUAUAUUGUAAACCGUAUAUGUGCUCGGAGGUAUCACAGACAGUUCCAGGAGGUGUGAGCCUACCUGGCUGAAUUCUGAUGCCAGGAUGGGUGAACCAGCAGGUGCCCGCAGGUGAGUCAUCUUCUUAUAGGUGGGCAAUUAAGAUGCCCAGCAACUGUGUUAAUUUCCAGGUCUCUUGUUUUAUUUUCUGGAUUUAUAGUUCUACUUAGUGGAUAGGAGCUGAGAAAGUGGAUCUGGUCAUCCAGGAAGGAAGUUCCUGCUCACAGGCUUUGCUUCCUGUUUUUCCUAAUUUGCUAAGAUAGUUUCUCUCAGUUUGCGUUGAAGGUUCUCCAACACAGCAGUAAUAACUUUGACUGCUAAACUCAAAAAGAUGGUUGUACAUUGUUGUCAUCGCCCCACUGAAUUCUAAUUCUGCCUCUGUGAUAUCCAGUGUUUCCCUAAUUUUAUGAAAAAGUUCCUGAGGAAUACAUUGUUGUAUUGCGUUAAUGAGUGUGGUUAUCUGGGAAGACAUAUCAUGUAAAAUUUACAUAUCCCAGUCAUACUAUUGCAUUAACUAGGAAUAUGGGGACUCCGUUUAUCAUCAGAGGAUGGCACCGAAAUUUUGAGAGGGUAGCAUUACUUCCUAAGUAUAUUUGUUUCAGGUAUAAAACUAUAAGGUUCUGAAUAACUCAAUACAGGUUCUUUUUACUUCUAAAUUCGAUUUUGAAAUUCUGAAAUCAUUCGGAUUAUGAUAUUUGUAGACCAUUUUUAGGUCUGAGAAGGCAGGGGCAUUGUUUCUGGGCAGUAUCCACUCUGGUUGCCGUGUAAUUGGUUCUAAACCAUCGGUUGGUGAAUUGAAAUCCCUGUUUGUCCUGUGUUUUAAACAACACAAAAUUUCAAAAUCCGUAGGUAUUGUGUUUUGUGGUUUGGUUCUUACAGUAUGUGGUGAAUUAAGUCUCCCUUCCUUCUGGUUAGCAGUUACUCGUGUUGACAUCCCAGGAUCAUUCCUUGAUCCUCAUCUUAUGAGAUGCUGACCAGUGACUACUCCGAAACAGCUCCUUGGUGCACGUCCUCGUGGAUGUUCCAGUUUCCUCAUUAUCCACUCUUGGUGUUCCUGUUAGUGCUGAUUGUUCAAAUCCAGAAGUUGAAAUGACCCCAUGUUCAGUCUAUGUGUUUGUUCUCACUGGUCUUCUCAUCCUAGGCAGCCUUAUCUCUGUACCGUGUUUCAGGAAGGUCUUGGCUCUUUCUCUCAUCGUUAGCUUGACCUAUUUAUAUUGCCCAUGGUUUUCUCGUGUUGGCUAUUUUCAAACUUGAUUCCUUGAUUCCAUAAUUUGCCCUCACACACAACAAACCAAGAAAAAUCUGUUCUUUUGUUUUCUCAUGCUCCCAGUCCACAGAUGUUCUCUGAUAACAAUCACCAGGCAUCUCAAAGGCUGUCUGGUCCCUACACCCUUCUCAAAGCCACAUGAAUAUGUGAUUCUUUUGCUUUUCACUUUUGCGUCUCAGUUCUGUCACCUUUUCCACAAACCUCUGUUCCUGUGACUACCAUGAAACUUUAGCAUCUCCCACAAAAAGCCUAGGCUAGCAACUACUAGUGCACUACUAAUAAGUUAAAAUAUAGAAACUUUGUGAGGAAAUUCCAAAAUUAGAGUGGUUUAUGCCAAACAUCUUAAGAUGCUUUUCCUCUGCUUAACUAAAGUCAUAUCUAUGGGGAAAAACUAGGUGAAAAGUUUUCUACAAACAAUGCCUUUGUUACCUCUAUACAAUUGUGUUUGUGAGUUAUGUAGGCCUCUAUAAUUACGUAUGGGGAAACUAAAACUGUGACUUGCAGUUCAGUAUUGCAAAUAUUAUAAAGCUUUCUACUGAAGUGCUGUAGUGAGAGAACAGGCAUGGAGUCCAGGAAAUCCUUCAAUGAAUUGGUAUAUGUGUAGUUUUCAGAGUGCUGCUUUCAAAGACAUUUAAACCUUGUAAACAUUUUCAUACAUAUGAUGUUAAAUUUAAAAGUACUGCCUCAGCAAACACUGAGCUCUAUGUGAUUGAUAACUCCUCCUACACUAAUGGAUCACCUUGCUUGAUUUCCCCACCUGAUUACUAUGGAAGAUGACAUGUGAGUGUCAAAUGGGGAAAGAAAGGUUUUUCUUAAAGAUUUAUUUAUUUGAAAGGCAGAGCUACAGAGAGGCAGGGGCAGAGAGAGAAAAAGAGAGAGGUCUUCGAUCUGCUGGUUCACUCCCCAUAGGGCCGCAAUGGCUGGAGCUGAGCUGAUAUGUAGCCAGGAGCCCGGAGCUGCUUCUGGGUCUCUCUGUGGGUGCAGGAGCCCAAGCACUUUGGCCAUCUUCCACUUUCCUAGGCUAUAUCACAGAGCUGGAUCAGAAGUGGAGCAGUGGGGACUCAAACCAGUGCUCUUAUGAGAUGCCGGCACUACAGGCAGAAGCUUUUCCUGCUAUGCCGCAGUGCCGUCCCCAAGAGAUAUUCUUGUAGUAGACUAAUGUUCAUGGUGUAUAGCCCUCUGCUCUGUGCAGGUAGAAUUUGAGUAAUUCUUGGCAGACCCUAAAUUUUUGAGGUACAUAGAGAUAAUAUGAUAAAUGUAAUGGGACCCACAGUUUUCUGGUAAAAUACUUCAUGAUAUCUACUGGGGUCCUGCCAUUUAUGAAAAUGGGUUCUAAAGCAACCUGAUCAGUGAAGACGUUGCCACCUAUUGAUCCAGUGAAGCAAGUGCAGCGUGAGCACCUCUGACCCUGGCAGAGGCUGCAGCCCCUGGUGACUAAGAUGCCGUAGGCCUGUACUGCUACUCAUUCCACGGGGAAGGCCCUGCCAUACUGCUGUGAGCAUCCUGGUUUAAUAUUUUGGUAUUGCCAUGUUUUGCUUUGUUCUUCAACUUAAAUACAUGAUAUCUCCAUUUGGUUCGUUUAUUUCCUCUUGCAGUUUUCACAGCUAAAUUUCUUUUUUUAAUAAUUUUUAUUUAUACAGAGGUGAACAGAUAUCAUGUAUUUCAUAGACACAGAUUGAGGAGUAUAGUGAUACUUCACCUUUCCCUCCUCUCCCCAGCAUGCUGCCCUCCUCCCUCCUUCCUUUCCUGUGAUUACAAAAUAAGCUGAAAGAAUGUCAUUGUGAAAACUAUAGGAAAGUGUAAAUUCUAAAACUUGACAGAACUAACUCCAUAAGGUGUAGCUCCUGGUAGGAACUGAAAAAUGCAGAUUGGGCUGUUUAAAAAUUGUCAUGCAUUUCAAUAUGGAAACCCUAGGAAUUUAGAUUGAGUUUAGGUGAGAAACUACCAUGGUGCCUCCCCAAAGGUGUGUUCUCAAAACAUAAUGUGCCCACACCCAACUAUUGCUUUGAACCAAGGGCCAUUGUGGUCACCAGUGAUGGGAAAUGGAAGGCAUUUUAGGGCAGUGAGCCUGAGGACUGUGACCAAGACCUGUCCCGGUGAGUCAGUGAGAGAUCAAACUAUGCAUGAGCCCCCUGGCUCCAAGCCCCAGCACUUGCCCCAUCUUCCUAUCAGCCUUCAUUUACAAAGUACAGAUUCAAGUGAAAUCCAGCAAGAAUUUGGACAGCAGAGAGCGUACUCUUUUUCGUUGGGUCCAGUUGCCGUGUCACUGGUGACAUGCUGAUGAAGCAGGCCCUGCCUUUUCAGUUCCAUGGUUUAAUUGGGCGAAUUCUCAACCUGCUUGUAAUAUGUAACUGUGUUACAUGCAUAUAGGAAUGUACACCCAUCGGUGGGAGAAUACCAUAUGGUAAUUUAUAAUUCUAAUUUCACUUCUCACUUUCCUGGUUUCCUUCAGAUAUACUAACUUUUAUUUUCUAUUUCUGAGUUUUCAGUCUGAGGGAGGUGAGGUGACAGUGUAAUGUGUUACUUGGAUAUUGUCUUAAAUAUUCUCUUGAUAGAAAUCCUGAAUCUUUAUUUUCAAGAUAUAAACCGCCUGAAAUUUAGUUUAGUCAAGUUCAUGAAUGUUUUUCUUAAGAUUUAUUUAUUUGAAAGUCAGAGUUACACAGAGAGAGAAGGAGAGGCGGAGGGAGAGAGAGAGGUCUUUCAUCUGCUGGAUCACUCCCCAGUUGGCCGCAAUGGCCAGAACUCUGCUGAUCCGCAGCCAGGAGCCAAGAGGUUCUUCCAAGUCUCCCACGUGGGUGCGAGGGCCCAAGGACUUGGGCCAUCCUUUACUGCUUUCCCAGUCCAUAGCAGAAAGCUGGAUUGGAAGUGGAGCAGCCGGGACUUGAACCGAUGCCCAUAUGGGAUGCCGGCACUGCAUUUGGUGGCCUCACCUACUACGCCACAGUGCCAGCCAGCCCCAAUCAUGAAUGUUUUAAAACUCAUUUCUUUCCCAUGAAGCCUACCAAAACCCCACAAUAUUAACCUAAGUUCCUUAAUUUUUAUUUGCAUUUUAAGUAUAGGAACCUAUUUUGCAUGUUUUAUUUUUCCAGCCUUAUUACAAUACAACCGAGAAACAAAAAUUGUAUAUAUUCAAGGCAUGCAAUGUGUGUUUCGAUAUGAGUCUGAUCUUUACAUUGCAUUUUCACACAAACUUUUCGACUCUCCUGGUACUUGCCAUACACUAUGAAAGGGGUAGUACAAUGAAGCUACUUAACAAAGUUAUCACUCCUAUAGCGUUUUUAAAAUUUUUAAAUUUUAUUUAUAUAUGUAUUUUCCCAGAAGAUUUAUUUGAAAGGCAGGGUCCAGCGCCAUGGCUCACUUGGUUAAUCCUCUGCCUGCAGUGCCGGCAUCCCAUAUGGGUGCCGGGUUCGAGUCCCGGUUGCUCCUCUUCCAGUCCAGCUCUCUGCUGUGGCCCGGGAUGGUGGAGGAUGGCCCAAGUGCCUGGGCACCUGAACCCACGUGGGAGACCAGGAGGAAGGACCUGACUCCUGGCUUUGGAUCAGUGCAGCGCCAGCUCUAGGGGCCAUUUGGGGAGUGAACCAACAGAAGAAAGACCUUUCUCUCUGUCUCUCUCUCACUGUAUAACUCUACCUGUCAAAAAAAAAAAAAAAAAAAGAAAGGCAGGCAGCAGGGAAAGAGAGUAAGAUAGAGUGAGAGAGAGGAUGAGGGAUAUCUCAUCUCAUGCAUUAUUUCACUCCUCAAAUGUCCUCAGUGGCAGGGCUGGAUCCCAGGUCUCCCACUUUGGCACAGUGGCCCAAGCCGUUGGGACAUCUUCUAGUGCUUCGCCAGGCACAUUAGCAGGGAGGUGAAUGGGAAGUGGAGCAGCUGGGACUCGGUCUGGUGCCCAUAGGGGAUGCUGGCCGUCUAGGUGGAGGCUCAAGCUUUUACACCCCAGCUCCAGCACCAUAACCAUAUAUUUGUAUCUUGUGACUAACAUCUCUUCAUUUUUCCUGCUCUCUGACUGUGUUAGUUUGACUUUUGUGUAUUCCACAUGUAAGUGUGCUCAUGUAGUAUUUCUUAUUUCUGUGUCUUGUUUCACUCAUUGUAAUGUCCUGUAGUUCCAUACUUUUGGAUCCAUCUCGUGACAAGCAGUAGUAUUUCCUUUGUUUUUAAGGUUUGGCGAGGAUUCCACUGUGUGUGUAUCCCAGUUUUCCUUAUGGGUCCAUCAACAAAGAUUUGGGUUAUUUCCAUAUCGUGGAAUUGUGAAUGAUGCUGAAGUGAAUGUGGGGGUGCAGACAGUUCUCUGAGAUGGUGGUUUUCUUUUGGAUUCAUGGCUAAUAAAGGUUGUUCCUUUUUUAAUUUCAUUUGAGGAACUUCCAUAUUGCUUUUCAUAAUGGCUGGCACAAUUUACAUUCCCUCCACUAGUGUGUGUUCUGUUUACUCUACAUUGUGCCCGAUACUUGUUAUCUUUUAACUUUUUAAUAGUAGCCAUUUAACAGAUAUAAUAACCAUUGUCAUCUUGAUUUGCAUUUUGCUGAUGAUAGCAAUGUUCAGAACUUUUUCACAUACCCUCAGGGUACAUUGUAUGUCUUUGUUGGAAAACAUUGAUUCAGUCCUUUGUCCUUUUUAAAUUGUAUUCUUUGCUGCUUAGUGGUAUGCCUUCCUUGUAUUAUUCCCUUGAUCACACAUCCAGUUUGCUAAUAUUUCCUCCUAUCCAUUGGUGUGCCUUUUCAUUUCACUGAUCUUUGCUUUACUAGUUUGUUGGGGUUUCAUUUCCUUACAUUUGCUUUUGCUCUCUGUGCUUUAGUUGUUAGCACAUAAGCAACCACUCUUGAGGCUGAUGUCAAGGACUUUUCUACUUUAUAAGUUGUAAGUGUUCAGAUCUUCUGUAUGGACUUUCAGUUCAUUUUGAGCUGAUUUUAAUAUGUGGUGUAACAGUGAUACAGUUUCAGUUUUGGACAUGUGGUUAUCCAGGUUGCUUCUGCCUCAGAUGUGGGCCUUUACGUCCAGUGACUGCAUGUUUGGUAACCCUGGUGGGCCAGGGUCCCCAGUGUCUUCAGUUGGAUCCAUUAAACCAGAUGCUGUGGCUGGAGUUGGGCAGGAGCUUGGCAUGUGUAGUGAUUUGGGAGUAGGAGACCAUGCAGUGAUGGGGUCAAGACAGGGGACUGUGGCCUCUUCCUCUGGAAGCCAGGGCUAUAUGAGGGUGUGUCAGACAGUUUUUUGAAGGGUAGACAUUUGGCAUGGUGGGAAAGACAAUGCUCAGGAUACCAGUGGCAGCCAGUGAUGGCUUAAGUAGUUGGAUUCUUGCUACCACAUUGGAGACCAUCUUCCAGCUUCAGCCUGGGUCAGAUCAGCCCUGAGUAUUUUGGACAUUUGGGUAAUGAACUACUAGAUGGGUGGUAUCUUCUCUCUCUCUCUCUCUCUCUCUCUCUCUCUCCUCCCCCCUCCCCCUUAUUGUUUCUCCGUGUUUUGCUUUUGAAACCAAUUGCAAUAUUAAAACUAGGUGGAAAAAAUGGUUUACGGAUGAUUAUCCCAGUAGCCUUAGAUUACUGAGUCAUUUCCUAGGAUCAUGCACGGGGAUGUGUGUAGCUCACAGUAAUCUGUUAUCUUUUAUUAGAAAAUGAAAUAAAGGAGCCCAAGGCUCUGUCCAUAAAAUAAUGCCAAAGAUUAAUGUAGAUUUGAUCAGUACAAAUUUUAUAUGAGUAUUGAAAUGUCACACUAGCCCAUAAAUAUGUACAACUCUUGUGGAUGAAAUUUAAGGAAAAAUACCAACAUGUUACUUGGUGUAUAAAGUUAAGGGGUUUUAAAUGAUUAAUGUCACAACUAAUAUUAUGGUAUUUGAAAAUGGUUAAUUAAUACAAGCAAAAACAUAACCUGUAAAUAACUGAACUGUUCUUUUCUUGUCAUGCUCAGUCGAAGGGCUACCUGGCUGUGUUUUAAGUUGGUGAUGGAUAUUUAUUUUAGAUUAUUUCCUUUAAUAAACUAAAAUGGUAGUAUGUUUUCAUGUGUGUAUGUGAAAUUGAACAGCAUCAGAGCAAUACAAUGAAUAUGAGAUAAGCUUUUUCAUAUUUGGGAUUUUAUUGGUUUUUGAGAAUCACUACAGAGACAUUUUAAUUUGUACACUAUUCUUAACAAACCAGAAAUUAAAAAAGUGAGGGCUUGUCAUUCUUUUAAAAUCUUUUAUUUUUGAAAUAGUGUAUUUUUAAAUUUACCUCAUAAGAGCUUUAUAUUCCAUUCAAUAAAGAGUUCAUCUAUUAAGGAAGAAUAUAGGCAAGGGCAAUAAAAGUAAUCAAACAAAAAAAGUCCUAUCUUUAUGAUCAGUUAUGAACUUAAACUGAUCACUUUAACUAGUAAGAUGGCAUUAAGUGUCAAAGAGAUCACAGCACUCUGGCCUCAGAAUCAGCCCUUAAGGCAUUCGGAUUAGGCUGAAGAGCCCAUGAGAGUGUUUUUAGGCAUGGAAAGCCAAGAUACCCUGGCAAAAACAAACAAACAAACAAAAUAAACAAACAAAGAAAAAACAACCAAAAACAAAAAACCUAAGCGAAAGAUCUCUGGGAGUGAGAUCCCAGUGGAAAGAAUGGGCCAUCAAAGAAGGAGGUACCUUUCUCUGAAGUGAGGAGAGGACUUCCACUUUGACUAUGACCUUGUCUAAAUAAGAUCAGAGUUGGCGAACUCAAAAGGCUUCCAUAGCCUUGGCAACUCAUGAGAAGAGCCUGGGGUGAUUACUGACACCAUAAACAAGAGUGUGAAUCGUUAAGUCAACAACAGGAUUCACUGUGCACUUACUCCCCACGUAGGAUCUGUGUCCUUAAUGUGUUGUCCAAUGUGAAUUAAUGCUAUAACUAGUACUCAAACAGUAUUUCACACUUUGUGUUUCUGUGUGGGUGCAAACUGAUGAAAUCUUUACUUAAUAUAUACUAAAUCGAUCUCCUGUAUAUAAAGACAAUUGAAAAUGAAUCUUGAUGUGAAUGGAAUGGAAGAAGGAACGGGAGAUGGAAGGGUUGUGGGUGGGAGGGAAGUUAUGGGGAGGAAAAAGCCACUGUAAUCCAAAAGCUGUACUUUGGAAAUUUAUAUUUAUUAAAUAAAAGUUACCAAAAAAAGGAUCACCUAAAUAAGACCAAGCAUCUGCUGAUAGUAAUAGAUAGGAAAAAAAAAAAAAAAAGCCGGCUAAUCCUCCGCCUAGCGGCGCUGGCACACCGGGUUCUAAUCCCGGUCGGGGCGCCGGAUUCUGUCCCGGGUGCCCCUCUUCCAGGCCGGCUCUCUGCUGUGGCCAGGGAGUGCAGUGGAGGAUGGCUCAGGUGCUUGGGCCCUGCACCCCAUGGGAGACCAGGAGCACCUGGCUCCUGCCUUCAGAUCAGCGCAGUGCGCCGGCCACAGUGCACCGGCCACGGCGGCCAUUGGAAGGUGAACCAAUGGCAAAGGAAGACCUUUCUCUCUGUCUUUCUCUCUCUCUCUCACUGUCCACUCUGCCUGUCAAAAAAAAAAAGUAAUAGAAUUAAAAAGGAGACAAUGAUCCAACAUGGGAAGCAAGCCACACAGCAGACUCCUAGAAUGACAACUACCCUAAACAGUGCUCUGGCCUCAGAAUCAGCCCUUAAGGCAUUCGAAUCUGGCUAAAAAGCCCAUGAGAGCAUUUCAAGCAUGGAAAGACAAGAAAGACACUGUGGCAAAAAAUCACCCACAUGAAAGGUCUCUAAGAGUGAGAUCCCAGGGAAAGAAAGGGCCGCCAAAGAGGUCAGUACCUUUCUCUGAAGGGAGGAGGGAACUUCCACUUUGAUUAUGGCCUUGUCUAAAUAAUGUUGGAAUUUGUGGACUCGAGGCUUCCAUAGCCUUGGCAGCUCAUGACCAGGAGCCUAGGGUGAUCACUGAUGUCAAAUAGAAGAGUGUCAAUUGUUAAAUCAACAACAGGUAUCACGGUGCACUUGCUCCCCAUGUAGGACCUCUGUCCUUAAUGUGUUGUACUAGGAGAAUUAAUGGUAAAACUAGUCUUCAAACAGUACUUUAAAGUUUGUGUGUCUGUGUGGGUGCAGUCUGUUGAAAUCUUUACUUAGUAUAGAAUUGAUCUUCUGUAUAUAAAGAUCAUUAAAAAUGAAUCUCAAUGGAGAAUGGGAUGGAAGAGGGGGUAGGAGUUGGGAUGGUUUGCGGGUUGGAGGGUGGGUAUGGGGGGAAGAACUGCUGUAAUCCAAAAGUUGUACUUAUGAGAUUUAUGUUUAUUAAAUCAAAGGUUUCUAUAAAAAUGACUACUACACUAAUACACAGUAAAUUUUAAAAUGAUCAUGAAUUAUUAAAAUUAUAGUAGUAUAUCAUCCUUAAGAAUUUGUUUGAUAAAGAUAUAAAAGAAAGUUGAACAAAACUAUAUUUGCAGCAAUACUGAUAUACACAGGCAUUAACUUUUUUUCUGUUUUUCUUUUGUUGUUGUUGCCUGAUUUCUUUUUUCGUAAAAGAAAAUUUUAGCUCUCAUUAUAUAAAGGAGAACAUCUAAUAUUUGUCUUUCUGUAUCAGGAUAAUUUCACUGAGCAUGAAGUCCUCCAGUUGCAAUGAUUUUGAUACUAAUAACAGGCUUUCAGUUUUUAUAGUACUGUAAUAUUCAGUUCUACAUAGAUGCAUCCAGUUUUGCCAGCACCACUUACUGAAUAGAUGAUACUUUUUUCCAUUGUAUAGUCUGGGCACUUCCAUGAAAAAUCAAUUGUCUCUACCUGUUUGGAUUGAUGAAUUAAUUAAUUAAAUUCCACUAUCAUGCUGCCUUGAUUGCUAUAGCUUUGUAGUUAGUUUUGAAGGCAGGCAUUCUGAUGCCUCCAAGUUGAUUGUUUUUUAAAUUUUGCUCAGGAUAAUUUUGGCUAUUCUUGAUAUUUUGUGAUUUCUUAGGGAAUUUAGGAUUAUUUUCUCAUUCUGUAAAAAAUGUCAUUGGUGUCUGAUAGGAAUUUCAUUUAUUUUGUAGGUUGCUUUAAUUAAUACAGGUAUUUUAAUUAUACUAAUUCUUCCAAUCCGUGAGCAAGUUAUAUUUUUCCAUUUUGGGAGUCCUUGAUGAUUCAUUUCUUCAACAUUUUAGAAUUAUCAUUGUAGAUAUCUUUCACUUAUUUGGUUACAUUGAUUCCUAAAUGUUUUCUUUUUGUCUCUAUUGUGUAUGGGAUUACUUUUUAGAUUUCAUUUUUGGCAAGUUGGCUGCUAGCAUAUAAAAAGCUACUGCUUUUGUAUGUUGAUUUUGUAACCUGUAACUUUACUGAAUUGGUUUUUCAUCUUGAACCAUUUUUUGGUGGAGUGUUUAGAUUUUUCCAUGCGCAACAUCAUGUAUUCUACAAUGUUGAAUCCAGUUAUUGUUAACAGUUGUGUUGAGGAAUAUUUAAUGUCAUAAAUAUAAGAGCAUGUCAAAAAGGCUUAAAGUUUAUCGGUGGAAAAUUCCUCUGUCAUUUGCCGUAUGGGAAAUAGUACCUGGUAGACUUGUGGACUGACGUUGUUAAUGGAGUGCAUGGGUUCACCCAUUGGUUUAUCACUGGUUUCUGUGUCCCCCACAGACUCCCAGUGAGACAGUGAGGCUUCUUGAGGUUGUGUGCAGAGUGUUGCUGGCAGCCCCGUAUAAGUAACAUGGUCUCAUGAGAUCAUUUCAGACAUUUGUACCUCCACCUGGGUAAUGCAGAGUCUUGUGUGCUGCGGGAUGGUGAGUCCGGAUGCACCAGAUGACUGCUGGCUGCUCCUCACAUGCUGCCAAGUACCACCCAGGACAUGGUUAAGAAAGUAGAUGCCUUGUCUGCAACCGUCUCAGGUGGUGAAGUUCUGUAUCUCAGACACCAAGGAAGUCCACACAGAUGUAUAUACACCUUGCUGUGGAUGGAGAUACAAAGCCUGCCCAAAGACUGGACAGGAACAGAUUGAGAAGGGCAACCUUGCUGUGUUCCUGACAGGAAGUAGCCUACAAAUCACGGGGCAACAGACUUGGCAGCUGGCAGCUGUCACUGAACCACAUCAAGAUCCUGUCCAGCUUGUCUGGAAAGCACAAACAGAUGGCAUCAUGUUUGCACAGAGGGUGAACAUAAACGUUUUCUACUGCAGUGGGUGUCCAGAUCAUGUUAAACACCACACUACAGCAGGAGCCUCUGUAUUUCAAUGGACGUGUACAAUUAAGAAUAAAAGAGAGCUGUUAGGCAUUCUUCAGUGAGUAUGUGCAAGCCACCACCCCUGAAUGGCAAAGCUGCCCCUAGGACAGUCCCAACCAAGCUACCUUGGCCCCAGUGGAAUUAUUUAUUCACUUACUUAAGCGUUAGUCAUUAUGUUUCAUUGAAAGACAAGAAAACAGAUUUCCCACUGGUUGGAUCACUCCACUUGAGUGGCAGGGGCCCAAAUAUCUGAGCCAUCCUGUGUUUCCCAGGGUAAGCAGAAGCAGGAACCUGGAUGUGAAUGCAUGACAGGUAUUGAUCCUAGAUACUUUGUGAUGGGAUGCUGGCACCAAAAAUGAUGUCUUUAAUUGCCAUGCCAAAUACAAUGUAUUGAUGCCUUUAUAUACUAAUUAUUAGAAUGGCAGUGUGAGAUAGAGAGAGAUGCUUCCAUCUGUUGGCCUCACCCCCAAAGCCUGCAGACAUUAUUGAAAGGGCUAGGCCAAAGUCAGAAGCCAAGAACUCCAUCCAGUUCUCUCACAUUGGUGGAAGAGACCUAAGUAACUGACCCAAUGCCUGCUAUCCAUCAGAGUGUACAUUAGCAGGAAACCUGACUGCAGGAAGAUUAUACUGAAAUCCAGGCGCUCUGAUAUGGGACGUGGGUAACCCAAAUGACAUCUUAACAACUCUGUCACAGUUCCUUGGCUAUUGUUACAUUUUAAUGAUUUUUUAUUUGGAAAAAAAAUAUUAGUGAGGGAACGACAUAGAGAUAUCAUCCCAACCACUACCUCACUCUCCAAAUGGCUGCAACAGCUACAGAUUAGCCAAGGUGAAGCCAGGAGCAGGAACUCCAUCUUCUUUUCCAACAUGGGUUGCAGAGUCCUGAGAUCUUCAGGCAUCACCUACUGUCUAUCCAUGCACCUUAGGAGGAAGCUGGAGUGGAAGCAUAGUAGCUGGGGCAUGCCCCAGCACUACAAUAUAAAACGGAAGCAUUGUUAGCUGUGCCACAACAUCAGCAUUCCCAUUGUUACUUGUAAAAGCAGUCCCACCACAGGACCGAGCAAAACUUCUGGCCCUGUUGGCGGCAACUUCAGAAGUUUAUCAACCUACGCAAACCCUAAGCACCCUGGGAAAUACGAAGGCAGACACAUAGAGUGUUCACAGCCAGAGUUUGCUUCAGCAUCUCUCUGCAGUCCAGUGCUGUGUAAUCAGAUGUGGUGCGCUCUCUGACUUCCUGUGAUACAUGUUGGGACCUAUUCUGAACAUCGUCAACAAAGUCAGUGGCUUCGCAGGCUGCACUGCUGCCUACUGGCUCAUUUCAGGCAAGUCUCAUGAGUUUCUGGACACCACUGAGGCCCUUCUAGACAGAGAGAAGACCACCAGACAUUCAACCAUGGUGGGAUUCUUGUGCACACUAGCGGUAAGCAAUCAUCACCAGGCAUCUUUGUGGAUGACAAUCACCAUGUAUUAGGGUCACAUUAUAGAGCCUUAUGGAUCAUCAGGCACUAACUCCUACGGCAUUGUGAUCAUUCCCAGUAAAGUGCAUCAGUCAUUAUUCAUUGACAGACUAUGAAGAGGACAUGCCCUUGGGUCGACUGCCAUGGUCAGCAUCAAGACAGGACCCAACCUCUUCCUAUGAGUCCUUGUGUUGCUUCUGCCUACCUCUCAGCUAUCAUUUCUGUUCCUUGGCAUGGACAGCCUAAGACUUCUGUUCUUCACCUAGAUCAAUCCCAAGUCUUUUGUACUGAUGCGGCAUGGACACUUAACACACAUCCCUAUAUUGUCAACACCCUAAAAUAUAACUCAAGAAGGACAAGUGGGGAAUCGACAUAGCUGUCCAUGAUAGAGUAUAAGUAUUCUUUGAAAUACAUUGAGUCAUCUAUUAACUCACCCAUCAAGCACCUUCUCCAAGCUGGCGGAUAGGAAUGGAGGCAUCCUGCAGGUUACCACCACCUCAAGAAGGUCAUGCUUCGCUUUGAAUUUGCCUUACUUGAUAUUAUCAGACUGCCCCUGAUAAUUUUGCCAUUAUUGCUGUGGCAAGAACUGUAUGUGUCUUGUGGAGAUUUGGCACCAUUUACUUUAUUUUGUAAAGAUUUUAUUUAUUUAUAUGAAAGUCAGAGUUAUAGAGAGAGAGGAGGGGCAGAAAGAGAGAAUUGACUGGAAUGGCCGGAUCUGCACCGAUCCGAAGCCAGGAGCCAGGAGGUUCCUUAGGUCUCCUCCUUGGGUGCAGGGGCCCAAGGACUUGGGCCAUCUUCUACUGCUUUCCCAGGCCAUAGCAGAGAGCUGGUUGGGAAUUGGAGCAGGGGAUCUCAAACUGACGCCCAUAUGAGAUGCUUACGCUGCAGGCCAAGGCAUUAAUCCGCUAUGCCAUAGCACCAGCCCCACCGUUUCCUUUUAAUUUGAAGGCCAACAAUGCACCUUUAUGAGACUUCCUGUCGACUGCCUCUGUGGUCCUCCAGGGCUCGUGGUCUGUGUUAACAGGAUCUUGUUGGCCUUCAGUUGUCUCCUAGCAUCCACCUGUGACACUAUGUUGAGGACAUUGUUUCAACUGAUAAUCAAGAGGAGGAGGAAAAAUGGGCCUCAAUCAUCAGCAACUGACUUCUUGACCAAGUGGGUAUGGACCUUAGUUCCAUAUGAGAUGAGAGCUUGCAACCUCAAAUUUUUGGUCUAUAUUUUGAACAAGGAUUUCAGACAAAUUCCUCAACGAAUCCACAUAUAUCUGCUUUUCCUCACUGAUUCAGUUUCAACCAGGGAAGCCCAGCACAUUUUCAGUUUCUGAUAACACCAACUUCCUCACCUCUAAAGAACCCUAAGAUUCAUCUGUCUCACCAGCCACCCACAAGGAUGCACCUUGGUCAGGCAUACUUCCAAGGAAAAAGCUAAGGAUUACUCUAUGGCUAGUUUUUGGUUCUGAGGGUCCCAUUGGUAAAGGACUUCAAGUUAGCUUUGAGCUUGUAGUGACACUACUAUUUGACCUCCCUCAGCAUCAUGAGCUGGGCCCUGGCCUCCAGCCUCUGAGAAUCUCUUGUUAAAUGGAAGUGGUAUUUUCAGAGGCCAGACAAACCCACACCCUGUGUGUCCUUACGAGGAUGUCAGCCUCUGACACUUCGUCUAUUUGCAGAACCCCCAUCGGUCAUCUCACAUCAGAUACCUCCUUCCAGAUACAGGGGUAGCGUCAUGUGUCUCAGGGGGCAGAACUGUGAUCAUCCUACUUGUCGUCAAGCAGUCCACCCUCACUCAAGGCCAUCUUGAAAUUCACAUGUCCACCAAUUCUUGGGACAACACCAAUUCCUAAUGACCUUUGUGUGGCCCCAAACUGGACAGUCCAUACCCUUACUUUGGAGUUCCUCCUUUGGUGGGUCACUGUUGAUAUCUGUGCUACUGGCCUAACCUCACUGAGCAACUCAGCUAUUUUGAUUGCCAAAAUUCUACUGCCUUUUAAUGUAGCAAAACUGCACUUUAUAUUAUCUACCUCCUUGCUUUCAUCGGGGAGCCUCCCAGGCUUAUAUGAUUUGGGACCUCAUAGGCCUAUCAACUUGGAUUUCAGCUUGUAGCUUUCCUAUUGUAGCCAAGUCAGUUGUGGAAGUCCCCCAGAAACGCCUGCUGUACAGACAAAACUGUCAUUCCUGCUUCUCGCGUGAUUGCAUUUGGAGUGGUGAUUAUUCACAUGCUACCUGGCAAGUGGAUUUUGUUGACCUGCUGUAGCAAAUGGCAGGUGCUUACUGUUAUGUAAGCCUACACCAGCCUACUCCUUGCUUCUUUGUUCAUGGCUGAAAAUGUCAUCAGAUUCUAAGUAUUUCAUCCCUGGUGCAUUAAACAUGGGACCAAAAGUAUCUGAAAUACUUAGUUCCUGUCCAUUUCGUGUAUACUAGUGAUGGAGUUUUUAGUUCACGUGAAGGUUAUUUUUUUUGAAAAUUUUGAAAUUAACAAUACUUGUACGUACAUACUUAAGAGCUACUGUGUGACAUUUUGGUACAUAUCUGGAAUGUGUCCUGAUUAAAAAUGGGAUGAUCAAUAUUUCCCUUUACUUGUCAGUACUUAGGAUUGAAGACUGGAAUUUCUUCUGUAUGUUCAUUCAACACGUAUUCAGUUAUUGAGAGCUAUCCUCUCCAUUAUUCUGUGUAACAUUCGAAAGUUACUCCUUUGAUCUACCUCUGAUGUGGUACCCAUCAUCCAAACUCCUUGCAUUUUCCCUCCAGCGUCUUACAUCCUUUAUUAAUUAUUAUGUAGUCAGAUUGGUGCAUUUUAAAGAUUUAUUUAUUUUUAUUUGAAAGGCUGAGCUAUAGAGAGAGGGAGAGACAGAGAGAUGUUUUCCUUCUGCUCAUUCAUUACCCAAAUGGCUGUAAUAACUGCAGCAGAGCAAAUUCAAAGCCAGGAGCCAGGAUCUUUCUCUGGGUCUCCCAAAGUGGAUGUAGGGACCCAAGCACUAGGGCCAUGUUCCAUUGCUUUCUCAACCCAUAACCAGCGAGCUGGUUCAGAAGAGGAGCAGCAGGUGGGUUCCCACAUGGGAUUCUGGUACCACAGGCAGAGCCUUAACCUACCAUGCCACAGCACUGGCCCCCGAUUGUUUUAGCUUGUGUUUGUGAGGGAGUGGGUACAGUAUUUGUCUUUCUGUGUCUGGAUUGUUUUCACUUACUUCCAGUUUCAUACAUCUUGCUUCAAGUGAUAGGGUUUCAUUCUUUUCAAGUGGCUGGAUAGUAUUCCAUUCCGUAUAUAUACAACAAACUCUUGACCCCUUCAGCUGAUGAACUCUCAGCUCAUUUUGUAUGCCAAGAUACUAUUCCCUUUUAGUGAGACAAAAAUGCCGUCUACUUUAUCUGCAUCCCUGCCCUCAUAGUGGAGACUGUGGUUCCAAAAUGAGUUUGAACUCCUGGGCAUAUCUGACGUGGGGACAUUUUCCUACUGUGGUACCAGAAUGAGUUUCUUCUCCCAGGCAUAUCUGAUCUGGGGACAUCUUAUACCUGUCAUUUUGGAUUUCUGAUUGUGGUUUUCCUAUUCCAUCCAACUCGGUUGGAAAGCCCCCCAGGGAUGUCUGUUUUGCAGACAAAACUUACACCAUUCCUUUUUCUCCCUUGGUGGCGUUUGGAGAGGUGAUUCCUCUCACAUGCCACCUGGCAGGUGGAUUUCAUUGGUCUACUGUUGCAAGAGGCAAGCGAUUAUUAUUGUUGAUGACCACACCAGAGUGCUCCCUGCUUUUUCCUUCAUGGCUGAAAAUGUGCUUCAAACAUGAGACUACAGAUACAUGAACUACUUAGUUCCUUUCUAUGGGGCAUGGACCCAGUGUUGGUGGUGCUGGUUCAUGGUAUGGUUCUGUUUUCUGAAAAUUUUGACAUUAACAAUAAUUUCACCUGCUUAAGGGCUACAGUAUGAUGUCUCGGUGCAUAUCUGCAAUGGGUCCUGAUGAAAAAUAGGAUAAUCAACAUUUCCCUUUCUUUGUCAAUAUUUUAUGAUUGAAGGCUUGGAAUUUCUUCUGUGUGUUCAUGUAAUA